AUGAAUGCCAACAACGCUGGUAUUGGCAACCAGCGGCCCCCUGUUCCACCUCAGCAUUUACCGCCCCAAUACUCUCCCCAUGGCCAAAUGGUGCCUGGUCAUGCUGGACCAGCAAACGCUUCUCAUCCGUUACGAGCAAUUGACCCCAAUCAGUUCUCGGGUUUCCCCAUGAAUCCCAAUCAGCAAAUCAAUGCCAUGGUUAACCAAAUGACAAAGCUCCAUUUGGACACGAAUAGCAUGGGCAAAGUGCACGAAUCGUUCAACCAUGAUUUUAACGGCAAAGAGUUCCGAGAUUUCCCUGACGAUGUUUCCACUUGGUACGAAGGCUGGACUCUAUUCCCCACAGAAUCAGACUCUUCAGACUCGGCACAAACGUGGUCUCAAGUUACUCGAACCCAAAUCCACCUCUCCCAAGAGGAACUAAUCAAAGAAAAGUCAAAACAAAAAAAGAAAAGUUCGAGAAAUGUGGCAGAGCAGUAUAAUGCGUUAGGGAAGGGAAAGCGGUCGCAAAUCGACCGACUGAUUGAAGAACGAAAAUUGAAAGAUGGCGAUAUUCGAUUUGAAUGGACUUUUGUUUUCAUUUUUGCGAAUACAAAAAAUGUUGGUCGUCGUGGGUUGGUCACAGAAUACAUCACUACAUCUCUUGAUGUUAUUCUUAUGAGAAAAGUUCGACCCGGUAUCACGCUGCCUACCGGCAACUACCGUGUCGCGAACCGUGACACCCCUGAGAUCUUUAACCUAGAUCCCCAUUUUGACCUAAAAGAAAAAAGUAAAGCGCAGAGCUAUCCGUCAGAGAUACAUGCUCACCGAUUGCCGGAGCCCAGAUUUGGACAAGAAAACCCUCAGCAUCAUGGCGGAAUGGAUCCUCCUGGCCAACGCCAGAAUGCUCAUCCUAUCAUCGUCCAUCCUAACAUGGGCAUGGUUGGUACAUAUCCUGGAGAACAACAUAGCGGCUUUCCACCCCACCAAGAAGCACAACCGCGAAUUCCACUUCAGGUUCACCAAAUUCAUCUGGGUCAGCAUACGCAGCCGAAUGGUGUCCAAAUAAUUAACGUCCCAAAGCAGGAUGCACACGGGUUGCCUCCACCACCACCACCAGCACCACACCCACCGGUACCGUCUCAUCCUCAAUCUUAUCCUCAUCCCCAAUAUCAACAUCACCAUCAACACCAAAAUCAGCAUCAACACCAACACCAACAUCAACAGCAACCGCAGUCACAACCACAAGUCCAAGAACAACAACGUCUGCCCAACUUUACCCAAGGACAUACUCAAGGCCAUAUCGAAGAACACCAAUCCUAUAAACCAACCUCAGCGAAAAUCAUAAAUAUGGAAAAAGUGCCAUCCAAAGAGUCGUUUGGAGGUCCCGGGGGCAGCAGCGUGGAUGAUAACGAGUCUGUGAUUUUUGAUGAAUUUGAAGAUGCCAGUUCAGCGACUACGGAGGACUCCUUAUUUUAUGAUGAAAAUGACCAACAUGCCAUUCAAGGCGAGGGUGCCGAAAGAAUCCAACGCCGUGGCUCAAAAACCCGCGGGAUGCUUGAGCCCGUCUAUCGAUAUCACCAACGCCCGUCCAGCAAAUACCCAAUAUACAAAGACCAUCGCCGCCCUGAUCCACGGUACACUCACGUGUCUGUGGAUAUCUACCCAGAAAACAGCACCCAUAAACGACGACCGACUAAUCGGCUUUCUCGCUCGGCCUCCGUGUCUUAUCCUGGUGAGCCAAGACUGCGGUUCACACAUGAUGAGAACCGACGGGACAGAAAUCGUGACCUACCCUCAGCCAAUCGUGGACAGCAGGCCCUGACACCCUCAAAAAGGUACUCCAACACCCAUAUCCAAGAUGACAUUCGCACCGAUAGGGAGUGGGAGCGUAACCAAUGGGACCGCGAACACUCUCUGAACAACUACAUGCUCAACAAACGCCGGGAGGAACAGUGGGACAAUCGGAACCACCGGGACGCCCAUCGACGCUGGGAACAGGGUAGUGCUGAAGUGCAUCCACCGCACGCACCACAUCCGCCUCAGCGCAAAAGCACAGAAGGUAACACCCAAUAUCCCGCUCAACUUCCGCGAGAGGAUCGUUCCGAACAAUAUGCUAGGAUGGUGGAACUCAAUCGGAUGAGCUCUACCGCCGGUGGCGCGGGAGGAAGGCAGGAUCAGUAUGGUGAGGAUGAUGCCUUUAACGAUCCCGACCCAUUUGGCCGUGAGAAGAUGGACCGCUAUCAAAUGGGCCAUGGACAGUCGGACCGUGAGCGGGAUCGUGGCCGGAUGGAUCAUCGUCGUCAUUCCCAAAUGGAGCCACCUCGUCGGAACGAUUAUUAUGGUCGCUGA
Molecule: messenger RNA, 2331 nt
Organism: Paracoccidioides lutzii Pb01
Exons: 1
Coding region: 1-2331 (776 amino acids)
Source: RefSeq, a predicted model, not a curated record